ACCUUCUGCUGUGUGCAGUAUUUAGUGUUCUUUUGGUCAAAUGUUUGGCUGUCUGUUAUUUAGAAAGUGGCUUUUGUAAUUGUCUUCUCUCAUUGCUGCAGUGGUGACUCGCAGUAACACAAAUAGCAAUGAACCGAACUGUUUAUGGGCUCCUGCUUAGAUAACCUAUAAGAAAUAUUUACCUUAAAAUAUCACAUGGAUUUAAGCUCUGCUGGGUUUGUUUACUCAUUUCCUCAAUGCAGGCCUGGCCUUUUACUGCACAUUAGGUCACAGCCGCUCCUUGGAAGCUCUGAGUCAGACUUGAACUCGAGGACUGUACUGAAUUGUAUUAUUGUUCCAGAACCUAUAGGAUGUAAAUUUUAGAAGAGAGUGAGUGCUGUGCUGACGUGUGUAGAUGCUGUGCUGACGUGUGUAGAUGCUGUGCUGACCUGUGUAGAUGCUGUGCCAGCUCCUCUGUGUGGUGCAUGCUUACUGUAUCUGCCAGUUCUUCAGGUGCUGCAGGAGAGGCAGCCGCUAAGAUUACUUUAUGCUGAGCGUACCUGGCAUGAAGAGUGGCCCAUGUUUCCUCAGGGAUCCCAUGGACAUCAACAGUGCCAGUUCGGUGGUCCUGCAGGCCCUGACGCAGGCCACCAGCCAGGACACGGCGGUGCUGAAGCCGGCUGAGGAGCAGCUCAAGCAGUGGGAGACGCAGCCGGGCUUCUACUCUGUCUUGCUGAAUAUCUUUAACAACCACUUGCUGGAUGUGAAUGUUCGAUGGCUGGCUGUCUUGUACUUCAAGAAUGGGAUCGACCGCUACUGGAGACGCGUUGCCCCCCAUGCGUUGUCGGAGGAGGAGAAGAGCUCGCUACGUGCUGGCCUCAUCACCAACUUCAACGAGCCGGUCAACCAGAUCGCCACACAGAUCGCGGUACUGAUCGCCAAGGUGGCCCGUUUGGACUGCCCACGUCAGUGGCCUGAACUCAUCCCCAUCCUGCUGGAGUCUGUCAAGGUGCAGGACGGCCUCCAGCAGCACCGAGCCCUGCUUACUUUCUACCACGUCACCAAGACGCUGGCCUCCAAACGACUGGCCACAGACAAGAAGCUUUUCCAGGAUCUGGCUUCUGGCAUCUACAGCUUCGCCUGUUCGCUGUGGAACCAUCACACGGACACCUUCCUGCAGCAGGUCUGCUCUGGGGACGAGGCGGCUGCCAUCAACUCGCUGGAGAGGACCCUGCUGUCGCUGAAAGUGCUGCGGAAGCUAACCGUUCACGGAUUCAUCGAGCCGCACCACAACAUGGAAGUGAUGGGCUUCCUAAAUGCAGUAUUUGAGAGACUGAAGCAAUUCCUAGAGUGUUGCAGGCGAGUGGGUCCACACAGCGCUUGCAGAGAGAAGCUGGAGAAGACCAUCAUACUCUACACCAAAGUGCUGCUGGACUUCCUGGAGCACCAUCCGUGCCCGUUCAUCCCACUCAUUCAGCGCUCUUUGGAGUUCGCCGUCAGCUACGUCUUCACCGAGGUCGGGGAGGGCGUCGUCUUCGAGCGCUUCAUCGUGCAGUGCAUGAACCUUGUCAAGAUGAUUGUCAAGAAUGAUGCCUACAAGCCGGCCAAAAACAUCGAAGACAGCAAGCCGGAGAGCCUGGAGGCUCACAAGAUAAAGAUGGCCUUCUUCACCCACCCGACCCUCACUGAAAUCGGCAGGAGGCUGGUGUCCCACUACUUCUUGCUGACAGAGGAAGAGCUGGCCAUGUGGGAAGAGGACCCUGAAAGUUUCGCCGUGGAGGAGACCGGCGGUGACUCCUGGAAAUACAGCCUGCGGCCAUGCACAGAAGUUUUGUUCCUGGAUAUUUUCCACAGCUACAGCCAGACACUAACCCCUGUGUUGCUGGAAAUGGUUCAAAAUCUGCAAGGACCCACAAGCAUCGAAGAGCCAGUGCGACUCCUCAUCAAGGAUGCCGUGUACAACGCGGUCGGACUCGCCGCCUACGAGCUGUUUGACAAUGUGGACUUUGACUCGUGGUUCAAGAAUCACCUUCUGGCUGAGCUGCAAGUCAGCCAUCACAGCUACAAGCUCAUACGACGGAGGGUGAUCUGGCUAAUUGGCCAGUGGAUCUCUGUGAAGUUCAAGUCCGAGCUGCGGCCGCUGCUGUAUGAAGCCAUCCUGGGCCUCAUGCAGGACCCAGACCUCGUGGUCCGAAUCGAGACGGCCACAACGCUGAAGCUCACCGUCGAUGACUUCGAGUUCAGGACCGAGCAGUUCCUGCCGUACCUGGAAUCCAUCUUCGGGCUGCUCUUCCAGCUGCUUCAGCAAGUAACGGAGUGUGACACCAAGAUGCAGGUCCUGCACGUCAUCUCCUGCGUCAUCGAGAGGGUCAACAUCCAGAUCCGGCCCUACGUGGGCUGCCUGGUCCAGUACCUGCCUCUCCUGUGGAAGCAGUCGGAGGAGCACAACAUGCUGCGCUGCGCCAUCCUUACCACGCUCGUCCACCUUGUGCAGGGUCUCGGAGCAGAGAGCAGGAACCUUUACCCAUUCUUAUUGCCUGUGAUCCAGCUGAGCACGGACGUGUCCCAGCCGCCGCACGUCUACCUUCUGGAGGAUGGCCUGGAGCUUUGGUUGGUGACGCUGGAAAACAGCCCCUCCAUCACUCCCGAGCUCCUCAGAAUCUUCCAGAACAUGUCCGCCCUCCUUGAACUCAGCUCAGAAAACCUGCGAACAUGCUUCCAGAUCAUCAAUGCCUACACGUUUCUUUCAGCCACGGAGUUCCUGCAGAACUAUGCUGAGGGUUUGUGUAGGUCAUUCUGCGAGCUGCUGAAGGACAUCACCAAGGAGGGCCAGGUCCAGGUAUUGAAGGUGGUAGAAAUCGCCAUUAAAGUGAGCCCCCAUUUAGGCGCCCUCAUGUUCCAACCCCUCCUGCCCGACGUCUUCCGAGGAAUCCUAGACGGAGAGGUGGGUCGUACCCCCGUGGUCAUGUCCACAUACCUGGGAAUCAUCGGCCGCGUGCUCCUCCAGAACUCCAGCUUCUUCUCCUCCCUCCUCACACAGAUGGGCGUAGAGUUCAACCAGGAGAUGGACCAGCUCCUGGGGAGUCUCAUCGAGAUGUGGGUGGACCGCAUGGACAACAUCACGCAGCCCGAGAGGAGAAAGCUCUCCUCACUGGCUCUGCUCUCCCUGCUCCCGUCAGACAACAGCGUGAUCCAGGAUAAGUUCUGCGGCAUCAUUAAUGUCUGCGUGGAGGCGCUGCACGAUGUCAUGACAGAAGAUCCCGAAACCAGCACGUUUAAAGACUGCAUGCUGAUGACCCACUUUGAGGAGCCCAAGCUGACCGACGAUGAGGAGCCCCCGACGGAACAGGACAAGAGGAAGAAACUGCUGGCCCUGUCAGACCCCGUGCACAGCGUGUCCCUCCAGCAGUGCGCCUAUGAGAAGCUGAAGGCCCAGCAGCUACUGAUGGGGGAUCCAGGUUUCCAGGCGCUGAUGGAGACUGUGGACACGGAGAUCGUCCGGCAGCUUCAGGAGUUCCUCAAGGGGCUCUGAGUGGCCUCGGCUUGCAGACAGGAUGCUGAGAAUAGCUCGCCCCUAUACCGCCCCCGGAAUCACAGCCACCGACAUCACCAUCACUGCCGCCGCCGAGAGGAAGCCGCACCAGUGCCGUAUGGCCGGAACGCUGCCACAGCUCCUGAUUGAUUAACUUGUAACUUUUGCUGCUCCAUUAUUAUUAUUUUUAUUUUUUUUUACCACGGGGGAGGACCUGGGUAGGGCACCAUUUCCCAAAAGGGGGUCGAAGUGGGCACGAUGGCAGGCCCUUUGGAGUUUUUGUAUUGGGAAGCCAGAACUACGGGAUUUUUCGUUAUUUUAAUUUUUUUUUUUUUUAAUUUUUGAUUUAUUGACGGAGAGACCUGAACAGUGUUUACAGAUUUAUUCUUAAUAGAAAUCCAGAAAUGUAAUUUUGUAUUUAUGUGAAAUAUGAAGAAUAUUCUCCAUGACAGGUUCCCCCCCCCGCGCCCCUCCACCCCCCUGCGAAGGUGAAGACAUGACUACUGAAAUGAAUUGGAGGGCUUGCUGGCAUUUACAAACACACGUACAUAGAUAUAUUUUUUGCUCACUUGACAGUGGAUGUGAGACACACUUUGUAGAAUUCUAACGAUGACACCACAUGUGCGUGUGCUUAGGCGUGAUCCCCCGUGCUUUUAUUAACAACCCGCUGCUGCUGCUUAGCUUACGCACCCCCAACCGCCCCCCACCCCCAGUCACGUGGUGCGUGACAAUCAAGAGCACUAUGGAAACCAAAAAAUAAGUGAAUGGUACAGUACACUGUUUUCUAUAUGACAGUCCUGUAAGGACAGAUAGAAUUCCAGGUUUUCCUCUCCUUUCAACCAUGGAGAGGAAUGACUGGUUUUUGUUGGUUUACCUUUGUGAGAGAGACACACACUACCGUGCGCCCGGGGCUUUGUGGAGAGCAUCAGCGUGCACUAGCUAAAUAGCCACUGUGACUGAGCUAAGUAGCAUAAAAUAAAUAAAUAAUACGGCCUUACACUAUCAGUCUUACUUUACCCACGCAAAUUUCAUUUACUCUUUUUUUUUUUACAUUGAAGAUUUGCUUGUUCGCGGAACUGACUUUGACAUUUUAAAUCCUGUAGCAUUGUAUACUUUGUAGCCAUUUAGGUUAUAAAAAGGGGUCCUUUCACAUUUUUCAGUAAGUCAGCACCAAUAAAAUGCAGACCGUGUCUGAACUGCCAAAAGCAUUUUCGCGUUAUUUCAUGAAUGCGAAUCUCCGAUAUUUGUGGAAGGCUUGUGCAGAAAUCAUUAGGGCUUAGUGACGGUAACGCAAGUAGUGAGAAAGUUAAUCUACUUUUAUCUAACUCACAGGGCAGAUAUAAAGCUAGACAAUCCCAUUGGUACUGUAAAAAUUAAUACAGAUUUACUCUAUGAAAAUGUAUUAGCGCUGACUUAAAUGUCAAAUUCGUACGAUUCAUCAAGGGAUGGUAUGCGUUCACAUAGCAUGUAACUUAAUUUCACAGACUUGAGCAUAAAAAAAUUUGAAAUAAGAUGAGACCAUUUAUUCUCAGAUCGUUUUGAUAUUUCGUAAGUGACAAAAGGAACAGAUAGACAGCAGUGCCUCAGUCGGUAGUGCUCUCACUCCCACAGCUCCACGCUCCACUCUGCCCCCUUUUGUCUGUGUGGAGUUGCAUGCUGUCUCUUUGUUAGCUGUUGAAGGUUGGAGUGCAAUGGACUGGUGUCCCAUACAGGGUGCAUUCUGCCUUUUGCCCUGUCAGGCCAUGGUUAACUCCCAGUCCUGCUAUGGACGUGCAGCUGGAAGAUGGAGGAAUGGCUGGCCAGAUGUGAAACGGCAGAUAAGUAUCAAGCAGGGGUUUAGCAGAAUGACGUAUUUUCUUGCUUUGUGCUAUUUUUUUUUUCUUUCAUCGUUUUCCCAAAUGAGAUAUGAAAUAUGUCUUUGCAUAUAAUAUGGUAUUAUUUAUCUCUAACUUACAGUCAAAAUAUAUUUCUGCCUGUGAAUUUAGAACGGAGCUCGCGGGUGCUGGAGACAUGCAAACUGACCUUUUCUUUCUCAGCCACUUAUCUUGGUCAGGGUCAAAGGUCAGGUACCACAGGAGGUUCAGAGAUGCCAAUUAGCCUGAUCGCAGUUCUGCCGCAUGCAGCGGGGAACCAAAGUGCCCAAAAGAAAUCCUACCUAUGGGGGUGGGUGGAAUUCAAACCCACUGCCCUGGGAGUUUGUGGUCUCUCAUCCCCAGAGUCACUUGUAGCUGCCGCUGGCACAGUAAGAUAAUUAGCUUCCAAUAAACCUCUUAACCACCCUGGACUCAGAGUCAAGCCCUGACUCCCAAACACUAAGGAGGUAUAAAUACCCAUCAUUCCCUCUUCAGGUAUAUUGGUUGGCAUAGCAACGCCUGGGAUCCAUACUGCUCCUGUAAUAAGAGAAAAGGACAUUUUUGCAGAGCUGGGCUAUUUUUCCUAUUUCAACAAAUUAGUGAAAGGGGGCAAGUUUAUAUAUUAACCGUUAAAAAGCAAAGCUGCAUUUUCUACAAGAACAAUUCAUAUUCAUAUUGAGGUGCUCUUGGCUUGGAUGUGCUGUUUUCUCUCGCACUCAUGAAGGGUUAAUGUGUUCUGUCCAUGGUGAAUAGUGCAUAACACACUGUGCCUUUUUGUACAGAGUCUGGAUCACACUGACCGUAAUUGGACACCCAUUUAUUAAGACUUGGGUGCUGCCUCUGCUCUCUUGCCCUGGGCUUGAGUCUGCUGACCUGCCCAAAGUGAGAAUCCAUUAGCGGGGUCUGCUGACAACACGAAGGAUCCUGUCACUCUCUCCGUGUCACUCAUGCAGACGUGUCUCGCUCUAGCUCUAUAUCUAAUGCACACCGGGGAGUUUGCUUUUGGGGCAUGUUUCGCCGGCAUUUCUGUGGCGGACCACUUUGCUGAACAGUUGCGUAAAAGUUUGACACCGGUAAUGUAGCAUCUUUUGUUAACCGUGACAUUUCUGAUUUAAAUUUGAAGCGAAACUUUUUCACAUCUGUACGGUGGCGUUCUGUUACCUCUGGGUUAGCUCUGGGCAUUCCUGUCCGCCGUUGCAUAAUGCAGCAAACAUGGCGUAAUCGUACGGUUACGUAACUCACCGAAGCUGUCAUCUGCGACGGCUUAUGUCCCCGGUGUUUGUCAGUCACCCCACCUGCAUGCCAAUCUCUCUUUUAGCCGAAUAAACAUUUCUGAAACACGGGGCUGUAAUCAUCAAUCACAAAUGGGCCAUAA
Messenger RNA from Brienomyrus brachyistius, 6739 nucleotides. It is a transcript of the gene ipo11, whose product is annotated as importin 11. Gene Ontology annotation, biological process: protein import into nucleus. The coding region runs from base 527 to 3511 and encodes 994 amino acids. Gene Ontology annotation, molecular function: small GTPase binding. Gene Ontology annotation, cellular component: nuclear envelope; cytosol. The record is from RefSeq and is a predicted model, not a curated record. The transcript is spliced from 29 exons. Lineage: Eukaryota; Metazoa; Chordata; Actinopteri; Osteoglossiformes; Mormyridae.